Nomascus leucogenys (northern white-cheeked gibbon) is the source of this 996-nucleotide messenger RNA. RefSeq lists its product as uncharacterized. The transcript has 3 exons. The record is from RefSeq and is a predicted model, not a curated record. Lineage: Eukaryota; Metazoa; Chordata; Mammalia; Primates; Hylobatidae. The coding region runs from base 1 to 984 and encodes 327 amino acids.
AUGGGCCCUGAUACUGAUUACCCCUGCUACUUUCUAGCUCGGUGUCUUGGGGCACAUGGUGUAGCUUUUCCUUGGAGGAGGGCGGAGACUGUUCGCAGAGGGGCCCGGCGAAAACGUCACCCUACUGGAGAUAGGAACUUAUCGCAGACUGGAGGCGCCCAAGCGCAUCCCAGACGCGAGGGCAAAGGCCCAGGAGGGCUGUGGGGCUCUCGCAAGUAUCCGAUCACCUUGAGAGGAGUCCGCCGGGUGUCCGAGCCUGAUGUCACUGCAGCUUCGAUUCCUCCGACGCCCCUGCUCUUACUUCCCAGUCUUCCGGCAACUUCUCCGCUUAGGCCUCCCCUAGGCCUUGCCGCCAGAGAGGCGACGCACUCCACAGGCGGAUUCGCACGUGUGGACCCUGGGCAGCACUUUCUGGUGCAAAUUAACAAGUGGCCCUCAGUGUGGAAGCACCGCCCAGCCUUUCCCGGGGAGGUCACCAGGGUGAGGCCGCUCAAGGUCUGCAGGCGCCCGGCGUUACCGGGAUCCUCCCCGCGCGCUGGUCCGAGGAGGCCAGGAGAGGGCGAACCCGUCCCCGACCAGCGGCCCUUCCGGGGGUGGGCUCUGACCCCACCGAGAGGUCAGCGGGUCCAGGAGCUCCAAAGGUUGCCACUGCAGGAUUGCCAGCUUUCUGAAAUGAGCAUCCGCUCCCUCUCCCGGGACUGGGCGUGGGGUUCACCGAGAGGAGAGGAAGAGACCUUGCGUUUGCGCUGGGCCUGCUCGGUGCCAGGCCAUUCUAGGCUUCUGUCGAUCCUGGUUUCUGGUCUGUGCGUUGUGGGUAGCAGCAUUGGCGUAUUGCGCCGGAGGGAGCAGGCUGAGCGAGGCUCCAGAAGGUGCGCAAUAGCCGGAGAGGAAGGGGCCAUGCUGUCACCUAGCCCCCUCCCUGAGACUCCAUCCAGCCCAGAAAAAGGAGCUGCUUUCUCCCCCAUCUACCCCAGGAGAAAAUAAACGGUCGCUGGC